AUGACAGUGGACGAAUUCUUCGAGAAAUCCGUGGGCGAGUGGAGUAGCCAGCGUUCCAGCCACAAUCUUGCGUGGGCACAGUUCGAGGCUAUCACAAGUGACAUCACAAUCACAAAAAAGACGGCAAAUGACGAUGAGGUUGUGUCGUUGUGCCGGCAGCACGAGAUAGCCGUGGAGGAGACGGAUGUGUCAAUUGCAAUGAGCUGGGAAGGCGAGUCGGACUGGGACGAGGACGAGGUGAUGGAGGGGACCGCAGUGAUGUCCGUGGUGAAAGACGGGCCGGCGAAUGGACGGUUGCUGAGAAGUGUGGGGUAUGCGGAGACGAUUCCAGCGGUGGGGAAGUGGGAGAUGACGGAGGAUGGGGUAUUCGUGCUGCACACGUUCUACGAGGCGGCGGCUGCCGAGGAGCGGAUUUGGUUCGCGACCCCAAAUCUGCGGAUGCGGGUUUCGCUGAUCAGGACGAGUUCAGGGAAUGGGGUCGUGACAGCUUCGUUUUCCACAGAAAUCCGAAAACUGCGUCCGUAG
Chondrus crispus (carragheen) is the source of this 525-nucleotide messenger RNA. RefSeq lists its product as hypothetical. Gene Ontology annotation, biological process: protein-phycocyanobilin linkage. The record is from RefSeq and is a predicted model, not a curated record. Lineage: Eukaryota; Rhodophyta; Florideophyceae; Gigartinales; Gigartinaceae. The coding region runs from base 1 to 525 and encodes 174 amino acids. The transcript has a single exon.